UCCAUUUCUCCGCGAGGGGGGGUUAAAGGCCCCCAAAAUAUGCAUAUGUGAAAAGGUCAAAAAGUAACCGUCAGUGACAGGGAGUCUUAACUAGAGAAGGAAACAGGACCAAACUGGCGGGCUCGGUGAAAACACAGCCGGCAGCGUCCCGGACGAGGAGGCAGCUUUCCUUGUGUUUGAGUGACAGCUUCCCAAAAAUUUGUGUUCCUAUGCGUAAAGAUGUCUUUGGUGGACUUGGGGAAGAGGUUGCUAGAAGCAGCAAGAAAAGGCCAAGAUGAUGAAGUGAGAACAUUGAUGGCAAAUGGUGCCCCAUUCACCACAGACUGGCUUGGAACAUCACCCCUCCACCUUGCAGCCCAGUAUGGUCAUUAUUCCACAGCAGAAGUGCUCCUUCGAGCAGGCGUUAGCAGGGAUGCCCGGACCAAAGUGGACAGGACUCCCUUGCACAUGGCUGCAGCUGAUGGACAUGCACACAUCGUGGAACUACUUGUUAGGAAUGGUGCAGAUGUGAAUGCCAAGGACAUGCUGAAGAUGACAGCUUUGCACUGGGCCACAGAGCACCACCAUCGAGAUGUUGUAGAGCUACUUAUCAAAUAUGGAGCUGAUGUCCAUGCUUUCAGCAAGUUUGAUAAAUCUGCCUUUGACAUAGCCCUGGAGAAAAACAAUGCUGAGAUUCUGGUCAUUCUUCAGGAAGCAAUGCAGAAUCAGGUGAAUGCUAAUCCUGAGAGAGCCAACCCUGUGACUAUGGGUACCCCAUUCAUCUUCACGUCAGGAGAAGUUGUCAACCUCGCAAGCCUUGUUUCUUCAGCCAGCACCAAAACAACCUCAGGUGACCCCCAUGCCUCCUCAACAGUACACUUCUCAAAUUCUACCACCUCAGUGCUGGCCACCCUUGCAGCUCUUGCUGAGGCAUCAGCCCCCCUCUGCAACUCACACAGAGCCACAGCUAAUUCAGAGGAAAUCAUAGAAGGAAAUUCUGUUGACUCAUCAAUCCAGCAAGUGGUGGGGAGUGGAGGCCAGAGGGUCAUCACCAUAGUGACCGAUGGAGUCCCUCUGGGUAAUAUCCAAACUGCAAUCCCUACUGGAGGCAUUGGCCAGCCAUUUAUUGUAACUAUGCAAGAUGGACAGCAAGUUCUAACUGUACCUGCCGGUCAGGUUGCAGAGGAGACUGUCAUUGAAGAAGAGGCAGAAGAAGCAGAGAAAUUGCCACUGACUAAGAAACCAAGGAUAGAAGAGAUGACAAACAGUGUGGAGGAAAGCAAGGAAGGCACUGAAAGAGAGCUACUUCAGCAGCAACUCCAGGAGGCUAAUCGAAGAGCCCAGGAAUACCGACAUCAGCUCCUAAAGAAAGAGCAGGAGGCAGAACAGUACCGCCUCAAGCUAGAGGCCAUGGCCCGACAACAGCCCAAUGGAGUUGAUUUCACCAUGGUUGAAGAGGUGGCUGAGGUGCUCAGUGUGUGCUGGCAGAGGGAGUGAGAACUACCAGUGCCGUAAUGUAAGGAACCAAAGAUUCUGACCAGAUGCUUCGUCACCUUACUGUCUUCUCUCCCACUAUGCCUGCUCCCUUUGCCUCUAUACUUUUGAAAGUGUUUCAUUGCUGGGAUUUCUUGGAGUUUUUUUUAAAAAAAGGGAAUACGGAUGGAGAGAGAGGGGUUAUGGAGAGGUCAUCAUCCUGGACUUGCUUGCUUGCUUGCUUUGUUGUAAAUUAGAAGCAACCAGAGGGAGCUGUGCCAAGUAAACAUUUGAAUGACUGUUUAGAAUAUGGUUUUCUUAAUUAUCAAUCAUGGGGAAAACAUACAUUUUUAAUUUGGAAUAAAAUGUGACAGUUAACAUGGUUCUGUUUACCUUGAUUAGUGAAGUAAUUUGCUGCAGUUUUCCAGAGGUACAGAAUCAUUUGGGGCUCAAAAUAGACUGAAAACAUAACUCCCCAAACCAAAUUUAACAAACAGAAUUGGAUAUUAGAGGUUUAUAGACAAAAAUAUCAGGGUUUUUUUUUGUUUUUUUUGUUUUUUUUAAUUAAUUAAUUUAUUUAUUUUGCCUGCGUUGGGUCUUUGUUGCUGUGCGCGGGCUUUCUCUAGUUGCGGCGAGCGGGGGCUACUCUUCGUUGCGGCACGCGGGCUUCUCAUUGCGGUGGCUUCCCUUGUUGUGGAGCAUGGGCUCUAGGUGCGCAGGCUUCAGUGGUUGCAGCACACGGGCUCAGUAGUUGUGGCUCGCGGGCUCUAGAGCGCAGGUUCAGUAGUUGUGGCACACGGGCUUAGUUGCUCCGCGGCAUGUGGGAUCUUCCUGGACCAGGGCUCGAACCCAUGUCCCCUGUGUUGGCAGGCGGAUUCGUAACCACUGUGCCACCAGGAAGGCCCAAAAAUAUCAGUUUUGAAAUUAAUCUUGGCUGCGGGCCACCGUAGCUAGGUUUUCUCCAUGGACCAAGUACUAAGCACUUCCCAGAUGAUCAGAGAUUAGUCUGCACUGUUGGGGAUGAUGGAGAAAUGCAGUGGAGCAGCCUAGGUAAGGGAGAGGGUAAAAUUGUGGUAUCUGCUGUCAAAUCGUCCUAUUUCUGUUUGCAAUAUUUUUCCUUUUUCUGAGUCCCUUUGUGAAUCAGGUGCUAACAAUAAGCUGCUAUUGUGUGCCAUUUCAAAGCUUUAGCUUAACUAUAGAGGGACCAAGUGUUAUCUUAGAUGUGUUUUGUGUGUGUUCUUGGUGCAUACAUUGACUUUAAUUCCUUCUUUUAUUCUUUCCUGUUAAGGGAGUGGAGGUUAACUGUGUAGAAAAUAUGCAGGCCCAACCACCUCACUCUCUGAGGUAGCUUCUGAUUGAGGGCGGGGAGUUUCCAUCCAACACUUCCUUCUGAGCAUACAGAGUCCCUACUGUUUGGGGGAACUGUUUAGAGUUUCUUAGUAUUCUUCUUUUGUAAGAGCCUAUCAUUCCCACCCAGUAAAAUAUCUAAUACAGCCCAAGUCAUUUUUGAUGAUGGGGUCUCUGAGAUAGGGAGUUAAAGGGGGGGUUGGGAUAGGGAGAGAGAGAAGGGAAAUGUCUAGAAAGGGGUGGGUAGCAAAAGGGCAUUUGUUUUUAUUUACUUGGAAUAGACCUUUUAGCAUCCCAGAGAAGGGAAAUAGGACUUGAUCUCUAAUUGUAUUGCCAUAGAGAGAAUGGUAGGUCAGGAUCCCUUGAAGUAGUUAGAUUAAAUAUUAAAGACAUGAAUGGCAGUACUGUUGUAUGAUUUUGCGUAUUUUUCUGGAUCAGCCAUGGAAGUUGGAAAAAUGUUGCUAUAUCUUCUGGGUUUGGGGGUUCCAACUGGCUUAUUGGUAAGGUUGGAUUACAGAGAAUCAAACAGACAAGUGGUUCAGAGAUGGUACUUGAGCAGGAGAAACCUGAAGCCUAGGAUGAUUGCCUACUUUAAAAUAAAGCUGCUUUAAUAAUAUCAGUAUUAAUAUAGGAAUAUUAGACCCUACAUUUACAUUUUAGUUUUAAGCUUUCCCCUAAAAAGGAGAAAGAAAUAAAUCUUAAUAUUUCUGUUCUUGUUUCUGGCUUCAGGGAAAUUACUUACAAAUGUAUAAAUGUACAUUCCCUUCCUAUCAUUACCUCUGUGGGAUCCCUUAAUUGUAAUGCCAGAGUUGAGGUCUCUUAAUUGAAAUAUGGGAGAACUUGGCUUUAGGUUUUCUGUAUAUUGAACUCAGCACCUUAAAAGAUGUUCUUUUUCUCUGUCAGAUCUGUGUUUCAUAAUUUUUGCCUUUGCCUCUCCUCCUUUUUCAGCCUUAGCACUGCAUUAUUAAAAUGUUUGUGUCUGCUUAGCAAUAUUAGAAAUCUGUGGCAUGCAAAAUGACUUUCUUUCUUUAUAUUGCUGUAAAAGAAAUGAAUUUAACAGAGGGCUCUCCAGUUGAAGUUAGGUGUUUUGUGACCAGGGCAUUUUUAACACCCCUUUGCUGCACGUAUAUAUUGUGUACGUUUAUAAAUACAUAUGAAUUUUCCCACUUUUCUCUUUGUUUAUUUGAGGUUCAACUCUAAAGUACCUGGUAAAAGCUGGAAAUAUUUUUAUUUCAUUAAAAACAUUAGAGAGGGUUUCUUUCAAUUGAGUAAAGGCACUGAGGAAGAAAAAGCAUUACUUUGGCCCUGUUUCUGAGAGGCAUGCUCAACAGGCAGUAAUGAGAAACCUGAGGAGUGAGGCCCUAGGGAGAGCUAGUACCUAGCUUUGCAGAGAUUUCUUUAGCAUACAGUGUGAUGACAUCGCGUAAACUGAAAGAUUCAGAGCAGGGUCAGGGGUAGAGAUGGAGCUGCCUUUCCACAGAGCAAACCUCCUUUCAGCUCCUAUGGUAGCUGUUUUGCCUGGCAUUUGUAUAAUUUCUUACACCUCUGAAAAGGAAAGAAACCCUAGAUAAAGUUCCAUGGCAGAAGGAGCAGACAUUCUAUACAUCUGCUUCCCAGUUUAGACAUCUCAGCCUUUGAAGGAAUGAUCAUUUUGAGAAAGCUUCUGUGGCUCUUUCCUAACAAACAACAUUAUGGACCCCCAGAGCUAGAAGACAUGAGGCAUAUAGUGAACUAUUCCCAGAAUUUUAAUAUUGAGUGGGAAUCGGUUUUUGUCCAGAUUUGUUGGAGAAUGGCCUCCUGUUCUCUACUUGUUAUAUAGACAUCUCUGUAUGGCCAGAAAAGGAGCUUUAGAAUGGAAUACAUAUUAAGAGCGCCUACGUGCUGCUCUAGGCUCUUAUCUAUUUCCACUUUAUGUGAUCUUUUCCCCUUCUGAGUUAGUACUCUAUUUCCUAUGCCAAUAUAUUUAACAAGAGACCAGGAGCAAGAAGGAUGUGAAUUCGAAUUAAGUAGCUUUGAACCUGUGGUGCUGCCUUUUUUUUUUUAAGCCUCUGUUAAGAUUAGGAGGUGGGGUGAUAUCCCUAGACUCCAGACUACUACAUAGCAAUUUGGCUUGUUAAUGGCAGGAAAUCGUGAUUCCCUGUCUCUCUCCUCCCCUUUCCCCUCUAACUACUUCUGCGUCUGUGACCCCAUUGUUCUUAUCUCAUUGAGUCUUUCCCAGGCACUAGAAUUUAAUUAAUAGGUCAUUACUAAUCUAUGGGCCUUGUCUUUCCUCUUUCUGUUCCCCUCCUUCCCUACCACAUAUUUUCUGUUUAUUCUUAAGUGGUUUGUUUCUGAGAAUUAAUCUAGGUCAUACCCUAUAUCCUGUGCUUCCUAGUUGGUUUCAGGCAUCUUGCUCUAUCAACAGUAAUGAUAGCAGCAGCUCCCUUCUCUGGCUUUGCCCUGUGUACUGUCCUUCUGCCAAGGCCAUUUGUGUUGGGGGGAGCAGAGAAAGGGUAGGUGGGGUGCCUAGCUUCUUCUCAAAACAUCUUCAGUUUUUCAGGUUGUCUGACAGCUUUAUGUACAGUAUGUUUUAAGAAAACUUAAGUAUACUUCUCUUUUUUACUUAGGAUUUUAAUUAAAUAGGGUUUGAUUCUGAUGAGCAAGUUUGUGUGUGUGUGUGUGUGUGAGCAUUUGUGUGUAUUUACACCUAUACAGAUCUAUAUUAUAUAUACAAUU
Molecule: messenger RNA, 5514 nt
Organism: Eubalaena glacialis (North Atlantic right whale)
Lineage: Eukaryota; Metazoa; Chordata; Mammalia; Artiodactyla; Balaenidae
Gene: GABPB2
Product: GA binding protein transcription factor subunit beta 2
Exons: 10
Coding region: 220-1476 (418 amino acids)
Biological process (GO): positive regulation of transcription by RNA polymerase II
Cellular component (GO): nucleus
Molecular function (GO): transcription cis-regulatory region binding; protein binding
Source: RefSeq, a predicted model, not a curated record